Dermatophagoides farinae (American house dust mite) is the source of this 6102-nucleotide messenger RNA. RefSeq names its product protein polybromo (gene polybromo). Gene Ontology annotation, cellular component: RSC-type complex; SWI/SNF complex. Lineage: Eukaryota; Metazoa; Arthropoda; Arachnida; Sarcoptiformes; Pyroglyphidae. Gene Ontology annotation, molecular function: protein binding; chromatin binding. Gene Ontology annotation, biological process: chromatin remodeling; transcription elongation by RNA polymerase II. The record is from RefSeq and is a predicted model, not a curated record.
UUUGUAUGCUUUUAUUAAAAGUGAAAGAGCCAAGUGAAACACGAAAAACCAAGUGUUUGAUCCAGUCCUUUCUGUGUGUGUUUGUUUGUGUGUCUGUGUGUCUGAUAUAUUGCCGCCGUUUUUUGAAAUUAUUGACAUUUUUUUUGAAUGUUUAUCGCUAGGUUUAACAAACGAUGCCUAAACGUAAAAAAUCAGGAUAUGAUGAUGGUAUCGACGGUGGUAAACGUCGAAAAUAUGAUUUGUCAGAACAGCUACAAGAAUUGAUUGAAUCGCUUCGUAAUUAUAAAACAUCACAAGGUAAACAAUUAUGUGAAACAUUUAUGCGUGCACCGAAACGUCGAACAUUGGCUGAAUAUUAUGAAAAAGUAUCCACACCGAUCGAUUUAUUACGUAUACAGCAAAAGAUUCGUAUGGAUGAAUAUGAUGAUUUGGAACAAUUUGAAUCGGAUAUCAAAUUAUUAAUUAAUAAUACGAAAGCUUUCUUCAAACCUGAUACAACGGAAUAUGCAGAUGCCAUUAAACUUUGGGAUGUAUAUGUGGAUUUAAAAAAUCAAAUUUUUGGCUCAUCCAGCGCUGCUAGUUCUGAUGAAUCAUCAUCCGUAGCAGCUGAAUCGAAAAACGAUUCUGCAGAUGAAAAAUCCGAAGCCGAAACAUCGUCAAUCAUUGGUGUCGAUCAAUUGAGCGUCAUGUGUGUUAGCGGUGGUGGUGGAGCCGACGAUGAAGAUCUAUUCGAAGAAUUAUUUGGUGCUAUCAUGUCAGCUGUUAGUGAUGAUGGUCGACAAUUGUCAACAAUGUUUGAAUUAUUACCAUCACGUACGGCUUAUCCGGAUUAUUAUGAUAUUGUAACCGAACCAAUAGAUCUGAAGAUGAUUGCAUCACGUAUACAAAAUCAUGAAUACAAUUCGUUGAAUGAUUUAGAAAAGGAUUUAAUAUUAAUGAUACGUAAUGCUAAAAUGUAUAAUGCACCUGGUUCGCAAAUUUAUAAAGAUGCCAAUGCAUUGAAAAGAACCGUUCAGCAAAAAAGAUCGGAAAUCGAAACCAGGCGUUCAACACCGGCUGCUAAAUCUUCCGAACGAAUACGUGCUAAACGUCAGAAUCCAUUUGGCCAACAGAAUAAAUGGAGCACUAUAGCGGCUGCAUUAAAAUAUGAUGAAGAUGGUCAAGGAACCUCAACAGCUGGUGAUGAUGAUUUUGAUGAAAAUGAUUUGAAUUUUUCCGAUUCAGAACAUGAUCAAGAUGAUGGUACAAGGGAUUCAAAUCCACAUUGGAUGCUUUAUAAUGCUGUUUAUGAUACACCACAUUCAGAACCAUUCAUUCGAUUACCAUCGAGACGUAUCUAUCCUGAUUACUAUAAAGAGAUUAAACAUCCAAUUUCAUUGGGACAAAUUAGAAAUCGAAUCAAAACAAAUCAAUAUGAUCGUAUUUCCGAUUUGCUUGAUGAUUUGAAAUUGGUUUUCGACAAUGCUUUGAAUUAUAAUCGACCUGAUUCCAAAAUCUAUAAAGAUGCAGCCAAAUUGAAGAAAAUUUUACAAAUGAAAGCUCGUGAAAUCAUGUCCGUAUAUAAAGAUGAAGGUGGUGAAGAUGAUGAUGAUUAUGAUGAUGAUGAUGAAGAUGAAGAUGUUGCCGAUACUGCAAAUGAUGAUAAUGAUGACGGUGAUUCAAAUUCAAUGAUACCAUCGCCAACGAAAAAAAGUAAAGCUGGUCAAAGACCUUCUCGUUCAUCGAAACGAUCCAUGGUAAAUGCAAUGUCACAAGAGCUGAAAAAUGUUCGCCGUUCCCAAAAAGCCAUCAAUUCACAACAAAAAUCUCGAAUGAUCACUUUAUAUCGAACGGUUUUGCAUUCCGAUGACAAUGGCCGUCUGUUAAUCGAUCCAUUCAUGGAAAAACCAUCCAGGAAAAUGUAUCCUGAUUAUUAUGACGUUAUCGAAAGACCCAUUGAUAUGAAAACAAUUGAAAGCAAAAUUCGUAAUAAUCUCUAUGAAUCAGAAGCAUCAUUGGUCAAUGAUUUCCGCUUGAUGUUCUCCAAUUGCCGUCGAUACAAUGAAGAUGGAUCACUUAUUUAUCAGGAUGCUGAUCGUCUUGAACAGAUAAUGGAUUCAAAACUUUUAGAACUUGGACCACCACCAAAUGCAACUAUCAGUCAAUUAGAUUCCAAUGGACAACGAAUGAAAAAAGAACGCGUUCGACCGUCAUCGGCCAUACAACUAAAAAUGAAACAAUUAUUUGAUGCUGUUCAUGGUUAUACCGAUGCUAGAGGACGACAAUUAUCAGCCAUAUUUAUGAAACUUCCAUCACGAACAGAUUUUCCUGAUUAUUAUGAAGUGAUUGCUAAACCAAUAUGUUUGGAAAAAAUUAAUCAACGAAUCAAGAAUUGUGUAUAUGAAACCGUAGAAGAUUUACUGUCCGAUAUAAUCUUAAUGUUGGAUAAUGCUUGUAAAUAUAAUGAACCUGAUUCACAGAUAUUCAAAGAUGCAUUGACAUUACAACAAGUGGCAUUACAAACGAAAAUCGGUUUAAAUGUCGACACAGUCAAUGGAAUACCAGAUGUAAAAAUUAUCGUCCAGGAUUUAUUGACCAAUUUGUUCAUAUCGGUUUACACACAUCAAGAUGAAGAAGGUCGUUGCUUUUCUGAUUCGAUCAAUGAAUUGACCGAAACCAAUCCCAUCGAAUUUAAAACAUUGAAUUUCGACAUAAUUAAACGUAAUCUUAAUCUGGGUCGAUAUCGUCGUCUAGAUCGUUUCCAACAUGAUAUGUUUGAAGUAUUUGAAAGAUCGCGUAAAGUUUCUCGCACUGAUUCACAAGCAUUUGAAGAUUCGAUUGAAUUACAAAGUCAUUUUAUUGCAAUGCGAAAUGAACUUUGCCGUAAUGGUGAACUAUUGUCAUCAAGAGCAUUGAAUUAUAAUUUAAAUGCCUUGCAAGCUCAUAUUGAAACAUUGAGACAGGAAAAAGUUCCGAAAGAAUUGUCCGAAGAAGAAUCUAAUCGCCAGACUAUUGAUACUGAUAAAGAUAUUGAUCCAGUUAAUGCUAGUUCUAUUUCAUUAGGUGUUAUGGGCAUUGGUGGCCCGAUGCAAACAAUCAACGAAGAUGAAGCAGUAUUUCAUCAGGAUCUUAUGCUUAAAGUUGGCGAUUUUGUCUACGUUGAGCCUCAUGAUAAAAAUCUUGAUCCACAUAUCGUUUAUAUUGAAAGCUUCAAAAAAGAUAACACUGGACAAGCAUUGAUACAUGGUUGUUGGUUCUAUCGGCCACCAGAGACAUUUCAUUUGGCAUCGAGAAGAUUUUUAGAAAAAGAAGUUUUCAAAAGUGACAACUACACUAAUACACCAUUAUCACAAGUGAUGGGUAAAUGUUGUGUCAUGUUUGUCAAGGAUUAUUUCCGUUGUCAACCCAUAAAUAUCGAUGAUAAAGAUGUUUAUGUUUGUGAAUCACGAUAUACGAGUAAAGGAAAAUCAUUCAAAAAGAUAAAGAUUUGGCCAUGUCUACAGAAUACUCCAUAUAUAAUGCGAGCCAAUUUAUUACCUAUGACUCGUGUACCAUCUGUUUUUGCUAAAAAUCGACCCAAUAUUACUGUUUGUGAUGGAAAAUCCGGAAUUGCUGAAACUGGAGAUGAAAUUUCCGACAAUGAUAUGUUGGCUUCGAUGGCCGAAGGCAGCGAUUGUUCUGUGCUAGAUGUUCCACGACCAAAUGUACUUUGUCCAUCGCCAGCUGAUUGUCCUGUAGAACCUGGUGUUCAAAUUCAAUUCUAUGAACAAUUCACAAUUCCUGCUGGUACAUUCCGUGUCGGUGAUUGUUGUUAUGUUCGCACCGAUCAAGAACGAAAUUUAAUUUGUCGGAUUGAUCGUAUGUGGGUCGAUCAAGAUAGUAAUCCAUACUUUCAUGGGCCAUGGUAUGUUCAACAGGCUGAAUUGCCGCCCACCACUAUCGGAUCGUUCUAUCCACAAGAAGUGUUUCUUAGUUCAAUUGAAGAUACGAAUCCAUUAUUGUCUAUUUGUGAACGUUGUUCAGUGUUGGAUACUACAGAUUAUUGUACACAACGACCAACAGAAUUUUUGGAAAAGGAUGUUUAUGUUUGUGAAAUUCGUUAUCUGGAACAUGAGAAAAAAUUUGAACCAUUACCGGAAUGUGGAUUGAAGAAAAUUCUUUACCAAAAUCCGUCCAUCGUAGCCGAUGAAAUUUAUCGAUUCCGUAAGCCACUAGUUCUGACGAAAGCUAAUCAUCAAUUACCACAAGUGAUCGAAGAUCCUAAUCAUCCACUUUAUCAAAAAUUGAUUGCUCAGCAACAACAACACUCUCAACAGCAAGGUAGCAUGACUUCUACGAUUGAUCCAGCUCAAUUGAUUGUUUCUGAUUCGCUUUUAUCAUCUAUCCAUGAUGAUUCAACUAACGAUACAGUGACCGGUAUUGCCAUCACACCAUCUACUAGUAUUAUGCCACCACCAGUAGUUCCUUCCCCUGCUGCUGCUGCUGCAAUGGCAGUAUCGACAACUCCGAUGACAGUUGGCAUACAAAUGAAUGUUACGCCAAGUUCAAUCGCGACAACCAACGGCCAGAUUUUAACCGGAACACCAGUAUCCACACCAAUUGUAACACCUACAGCGGUAAUUUCUGCCAGCACUACGGCCACUCCGAUUGCAUCCAGUGGAACUAAUAGUAAAAAGAAGCCGGCUACUAAACGUUUGGUUACUGGUUACAUUAUUUUUGCUUCCGAAGUUCGUCGAUCGGUUGUCGAAGCAAAUCCUGAAUGUUCAUUUGGUGACAUAAGUCGUAUAAUAGGUAAUCAAUGGAAAUUGUUGACACCUGAACAGAAAAACGAAUACGAACAACGAGCAGCUAAACAAAAUGCCGAAGUAAAAGAAAUGGUAGCUGCUGAGAAAGCAUUACAAGAAUCAUUGGGUCCAUCAUCGCCGGCUCCACAACCUGGCCAACCAAUGGAGAACUGUGUGUUCGAAUGUCAUUGGGCCAACAAAUGUGAUUUUCAAUUUGAAGAUGCUCAAGAUCUUUUUGAACAUUUGACUGCUGAACCGAAUGGACAUGUCUGGAUUUCAUAUGCCGAUACAAAGGACAAAGAACCAGGCGAAUUUCAAUGUAUGUUUCAUGGUUGUGGACGAGUCAAAAAAGGAGCUACACCUUUUCCAAGCGUUCAACGAUUGAUUCGUCAUUGCAAAGAGGUGCAUAUCAACAAACAGAUACCCAAGUAUGUUGAUCCGGAAAAACGUUCAAAGAAUUACGUUCCUUCAUCAAAAUUGGCUGCAGCUAUAAUCAAUCAAAAUAGUCAAGGUUCUAUUAUGCAAACCGGACCACUGGGCGUCAUUCCAAAAACUGGCACGACAACUACAAUUGUUCAGGGAGGACAAUCAUUCCAAACGAUCAAUAUUCAACAUCAACCACAAUUUACAUUAAGUCAACAUCAAGUGGCCACAUCUACGAUUCCGAUUAUGACACAACAAGGAAAUCAAACUAUUGUUACCACACAUCCACAUGGUACAGCACAAUUGGUGACGACUACUGGACAAGCUGGACAAACAUUCAUUGCUCAACAUCCAUUGAUUGCAACGCAAUCCGGUCAAACGAUUCAAGGUGUUCUCCAUCAUCAUCCCCAUCAAUCGACCGUAGUCCAGUCCGUUCCUCAGUCGACCAUUCAGAUUCAAGCUAGCGGGCAACAGAUUCAAUUACAAGCUGCUCAAAACGCUGCCCAAUCAGUACCGACUCCAAUACAGAAGACAAGUAUUGGAAUACAGGCAAAACCAGCGGAACCACUUUUUGUUCAACCACCAAGAACUAAUCGCUUGGUCCACAGUCAAGCAUAUAUGAAAUACAUUGAAAAUCUUAAGCCAGAUCGCCGAUUCAUAUCGGCAUGGGAUCGCCAAUUACAAGCAAAAAGACCAGAAAAUGUCUACUCAACAGCGAAACAGAAUUAUGCUGCUUUAAGUAAUUGGCUAGAAAAUGGCCCUGUUACCAAUCAUGGUACAAUUGAAAACGCUUUAUGGGCAUUACGAAAUUUUAUGCACAAAGAUGCAUUAAAUUUAGCUCAAAAUUGUUAGUCAUUAUAAUUAAUUAAUUAAUAUUCAGACAUUAUAUUUAAUCUAUUUUUUUCAUUUUGACACU